Molecule: messenger RNA, 2037 nt
Organism: Thelazia callipaeda (thelaziosis nematode)
Lineage: Eukaryota; Metazoa; Nematoda; Chromadorea; Rhabditida; Thelaziidae
Source: the annotation of a GenBank genome assembly
AUGCAAUUUGCGACGAUCACAAAAAUCACAAUCUUAUCGAUACAUUUAUUCAUUACUGAUACUGAGAACAGUGAUGCGUCAUCAUCCAGUUAUGGAUACCGUAUAGAAAAAAGAGCUCGACGACGAGCUUACAAUCAUACAAAAAAUGAUACAAUCAUCUCCGUAGCUGAUUUCUUCAUUGAUGAAGGUGAUAUGAUAGAAUUACUGUACGAUAAUGAUGAUAGUAACACUCAUAAUGCUAACAUAUCAUUGCUACGAUAUCUUAGUCAAGAUGAUGUGCUCGGAUCAACAUUUGAAGCACCAGAAUUUGCAUGUGAUCAAAACGACACCGAGGCAGUGCAAAUUUAUUGUCAUGGAGAUAUUUUACACGUUGUUAUGAUGCUUGGACUUUAUAAAGAUUCUAAAACAUUUGUCGAUAAGCCACUUAAAAAAAAUCCCCAAGAUGUAGUGGCAGAUUUCCGCAAACGUUUCUCAGCAACUAUUACUGAAGAAGACCGUGAACGCGUCAAAGAAUUUAUUGCUGAUAAUUUUGGUGUUGAAGGUGAAGAACUUGAUGAAUGUGAAUUAUCUGACUGGAAAGAAGAACCUGAAGCACUGCUUACCAUUGAAGACAGUGCCUUACGCCAGUUUGCAUUGGAAAUUAAUUAUCUAUGGAGAAACUUAUGCAGAACUGUAAAAAAAGAGGUGAAGAACAACCAACAAAGAUACUCGCUAAUUUACAUUCCAAAUGAAUUCAUUGUGCCGGGUGGACGCUUUCGAGAAUAUUACUACUGGGAUGGUUACUGGAUAAUAAAAGGGCUUCUAAUAUCAGGCAUGCAUACUACAACUCGUCGAAUGAUAGAAAAUUUUGCUUAUCUUAUUGAUAAAUUUGGUUUUAUUCCAAACGGAGGAAGAGUAUAUUAUGCUCGACGGUCGCAACCCCCCUUAUUCAUUCCAAUGGUUUACGAAUACUACGCUGCUACCAAAGAUGAUGAAUUUUUAGCCAAAGUAAUUGAAGCUAUGGAGAAGGAAUUACUUUUUUGGAAAACCAAACGUACAAUUACCAUUAAAAAAAAUGGUCGUAACUAUACAGUGUUUCGAUAUCGAGCUGACAGUAACAUGCCAAGACCUGAGUCAUAUAGAGAAGAUUACGAAACUGCCGAAAACGUGUUACCAUCUCAAAAACGUAGCUUGUGGCGUGAUAUAGCUAGUGCCGCUGAAUCAGGAUGGGAUUUUAGUAGCCGCUGGUUUGCUGAUCGCAAAUCUUUAGAAACUACAGAAACAUCCAGUAUUGCACCAGUAGAUUUGAAUGCUUUCAUGUGCUGGAAUAUGGCUAUAUUGGCACACAUACAUGGACAUCUCGGAAAUGUUACACGUCGCGAACAGCUAAAUGUAGAGAGGCAAGCAUUUGUGGAUACAUUUACUGAUAUUUUCUACGAUAAUAGCGAGAAAGCAUGGUUUGAUGUGAAUCUUCAAACUGGCACAAAAAACUAUGAAGCAUAUCCUUCAAUCGCAGUACCUCUUUUUGCAGAAUGCUAUCGACGUAUGGACAGACGGAUGAUGACAGAUGUGCUGAAUACACUUCAGCGUAACGGGUUACUAAACUACCCUGGCGGUAUUCCUGUCAGCCUUAUGAAAGACACUAAUCAGCAAUGGGACUUUCCGAAUGGAUGGGCUAAUGUGAAUCAUAUGAUUGUUGAAGGAUUACGACGAUCAUAUCAUUACAGAAUGCAACAAAAAGCCUUUGAUAUCGCGCAAAAAUGGGUUAAGCUUAAUUACCACGGUUAUUUGAAAGAUGGUAAAAUGUGGGAAAAAUAUGAUGUGUCAAAACUAUAUACACAGAAAGCUACAGGUGGCGAAUAUGAAAUACAGGAUGGUUUUGGAUGGACAAAUGGGGUCGCUCUUGAUUUGCUAGUCACCUAUGGCAAAAUACUAUCAUUCCAUGAUCAAAUGAAAGAUGGUGCUGAUGGGAGUACUCUACCCACACAAAGCAAUUACCUCGUUUGUUUACUUCUGCUGAUAGUACCACAUCUAUUAUUGACUUCAGCAAUGAUAUAA